CUUAAAAAUACCGCAGGUUACUACUCAGAGGUAGAUUAGACUACCAGCUCGAUUAAUUUCUGACGUUGGGCUCGACCAGGCCUCGAGAUUCGGAUAAGCGUGAUUGGACCGGGCUUGCGUCUUUUCGAGGUGAAACGAGCUGCUCCGUGGUCGGAUCGAACGGUGUCUUUGCUGAGAAGAAGAGGAAGGCAGGCUGGCAAAAGGCAGUUAUUUGCCCUUUUUCCCCCCUGGAACCUCCCCUGGAGGAUACUUUUGGACCUCAUUAAUAUCCGUCUUCAUCUCCUUCCUCUACAGGAUAAUUUCCGAUCAUGUGUCGUUUUUUGGUAUACAAAGGCAGGCAUGAGAUUCGUCUCAGCAAGCUGGUCACCGAACCAAGCCAUUCCAUCCUCACUCAGUCAUACGACUCUCGUCUGCGAUUGGACAACCGCCGCCCGGUCAACGGCGACGGCUUCGGGGUAGGAUUCUACACCGACCCGAAGCUCGGGCCGGAGCCAUGCAUCUUCACGUCGACCCUUCCGGCCUGGAACUGCGAGAACCUCGAACGGCUCGCAGCGAAGACAUGCUCGAACCUGAUCUUCGCGCACGUGCGCGCAACCACGGAGGGAACCCUCUCCGACACGAACUGCCACCCCUUCCAGCACAGCACGCUAAUGUGGAUGCACAACGGCAACAUCGGCGGCUGGCACUACAUCAAGCGGCCGCUGGCCGACUCCCUCGCCGACAAAUGGUACCUGGGCGUCAAGGGCGGCACGGACAGCGAGUGGGCGUUCGCGCUGUUCCUCGAUCUGCUGGAGAAGGAGGGCGUGGAUCCCAGCUCCGACCCGGGCCCCGAGGGAUUCGGCCAGGCGCUUCUGCGCCGCGUGAUGGUCAAGACCAUCGCCAAGAUCAACGAGUUCAUCCGCGACAUCCCCAAGCGGCAUAAUGUGUCGAACGUGGAGACGCGCAGUCUGCUCAACUUUGCCGCUACCGAUGGCCAUACCGUUAUCUGUACGCGGUAUAUCAGUAGUAAGACGGAUGAGCCGGCCAGCUUGUACUUCUCGUCCGGAACGAAGUGGAUGGAGGGCAAGGAUAAGGGGCAUUUCAAGAUGGAGCGCCAUGAUAAGGGCGCCGAGAUCGUUUUGGUCGCUAGUGAGCCGAUUACCUUUGAGAGACACAACUGGGUCUCCGUCCCCGCCAACUCCAUCGUCACCAUCCACAAGCAGACCGUCCUGCUGCAUCCGAUCAUGGACGAGUUCUACGUCGAAGACCUCAACCAGGACCGCUCUUCCUGCUUCGCCGUGUCCAAGGGCCUGGUCAGCACGGCCCCCGGGACUACCGUCCAGCCCCAUAAUGCCGAUAAUAACCUCGAUGGCGCCGCCGCCAAUGCCAACGGCUCCGGCUCCAAGUUCGACCCCGGGGUGGUCGCCCCGCAAAUAACCCGCGCAAACCAGUGCGCUGUAUCGCAUUAAACGCUGAUUGCGUUUCGACAUCUGUCGAAAAGGACAAGAAUGAAGAAGAAAAAAUAAAAAAAAAAGAUGAAUAUCCUUCAGCUUGACUCGCAGCAGUGCAGUAACCGGAGUUAUCAUUAUCAUUAUUGUUAUUGUUGUUGUCAUUGCGAUUAUGGGUGUGUGUGGAGUUGUUGGACGAUUGGUGGUUUUUUUACGGGUACAUUUCGGGAUAUUAUUCUUCAACACCUACAGUACUAGGUACUACUUACCUUAGGUACCUAGCUAGGUACCUACCUUACUCAGCUGGUUUGAUACAGUCUUAUACAGUCUUCAAAUGUAUAGAAUAGUAUCAAUAUGCUACAACCUUCCUGACCA
Molecule: messenger RNA, 1802 nt
Organism: Aspergillus heteromorphus CBS 117.55
Lineage: Eukaryota; Fungi; Ascomycota; Eurotiomycetes; Eurotiales; Aspergillaceae
Product: glutamine amidotransferase subunit DUG3
Exons: 4
Coding region: 309-1448 (379 amino acids)
Source: RefSeq, a predicted model, not a curated record